AUGAACCGAAAAGCUGAACUUAUGCCUGAUUUCCGACGUAUGAACAAGGCAGAAAUCACCGGAGAUAGGACCAGACACGUCCUAACCCUCAACCCCAACUCUGCCAAACAUGGAGAAGAAAUCUACGUUAAUAGUCCAAAGCUAAAAGCCGGCUCCGUUUUCGUACCGGACAGUAUGGCUUUGGUCUUCGACUUUAAGAACAGUAACACAAAAUCCUGGUUCAAAAACAACUUAGGUAAACUACUCCAAAGGAGAUUGGAAAUUUGCCUCGCAGGAGAAAAAGUCUAUGAUAACAGUGGAGAAAGCUUGUUGGAGGUCUACAAGGACCUAUGGUUACACAAGAAACAGCGUGACGACAUGAUGGAGGAUGGCAUCGCAAGCGAAGCCACGAGGAAAAAAAAUAUCCAAAGACGAUGCACCAAACGACGAUGUGGAUGCCACCGCAUUGUUCGAAGUAUUCGGAACAAAACAAAGAAUCCGAAUCGGUAAAAUUCUAAAAGACCAUGGACUCUAUAUAUGGCAAACGAUCUACAGUAUGUCAUAACCCUACCUGCAGCAGAUGAAAUCAUGAACGCACAGAGUGAAGAAAAUGUGGAAGGGUAUACCCUGGAAGACAUCGAAUUGGAGUACGAAUUCAUCGACAACAUCUAAUUGGCAAGAAAAGUGGAAAGUCAGUACAACGUCGGACGUAAGCUGCCUUUCGAACAUGUCAUCUUCAUGAAAAAGACGGAAUGGAGUAUGGACUCCAUCAUUAUCAACGAAACGAUCAACGUGCCACGCAGAAGCAUGAAAGCCAUCGUUAUGUUGUUUACGAACAAGACAAGGACAGACAGUGAAGAAUAUGUUUACCCCAACAUCGAAAAGGUUAGAGUAACCGUGGAAGGUGUGCCCCACGCAGUCUACAGUCAAAGCAUUCCGAAAACAAGACUGUACGAAGAGGCAAGACGAUUAUUCGGCACCGGUGAAAUCAGCCACCAAACACUAACCAACUUUUUCAAAGACAAAAGUUCGCGCUGUUCAUCGAUCUCAGAACCGUAAAUGAUGUCAGUACAUUUGGAAACGGUGCUAAAAUUCAGAACACUCAGUCCGGAAUACUGGUGGAAAUGACGAAAAAAGCUACAACUGCGAACGUCAUAUGUUCGUUCUUUCUGACGGUGCCAUCGGAAUUGAAAACGGACAACUCAUGCACCGGAGUACAGCACUUAAAUAUUUAGGGAUCACAGUUUUUCCAAACCCAAAGGGUCUGGAAAGUUUCCAUACUUAGUUGUCAAUGUCGGUCUUUGGUUCUUCUUCGGAAGGUGGUGGUCCGGGUGCUCUUCGGUAAACAUUAUUUACGGUCGUCACUCCACCGCUAACGAUCCCCAAAUAGGGUAUGUACGGGGACAGCUUUCCCACCACACUUCUAACAUCACUCCUGAACAGUUUGUCCUGAUUUAAUUUCGUCUUCAGCUCUUCCCCACUGUCCACCAUGUUGAUGGCUUCCAUAAGACCGGAAAAUUUAUCAAUCAGAGCUUCCGUCAGCAGGAUAUUGGCCUUUUCCCUUUGUGCGAUGAUGUAGUCCUUCCUGACUUUUGCAAUGACUUUGUCGGACACUUUCCUGAGAUAUUUUUCAGACUGGGUAACUCCCCUGCGUUGGACAGGCGGAUAAGCUCCGCCCUGUGGUCCUCAAUCUCUGUUUCUUCUGCGGAUUCCUUGAUGGUCGGUAAUUUCGGUAACACCCUAAAAUGGAAACGUUUAAGCCCCCGAGUGCAUUGAAUUUGACGGGAAACUUGCGAGAGAACUGAAGGCGAUGGAUUCAGCGAUUCGAGUUGUUUUUGACCGCGUCAGGGAAAGUCAAAGAAACGGAAAAAGUCCAGUGUGCAAUUUUACUUCAUCUCAUCGGUGAUGAAGCCCUCGAAGUCUACAACACGUUUACGUUUGGCGAGGGCGAGGAUCGUGAUAAGUUGAGCGUGUUGAAGAAGAAAUUUGAAGAUUAUGUAAAUUGUCGAAAGAAUACUGUAUUUGAACGAUAUAAAUUCUGGGAAUGCAAACAACAAGAAGGUGAAACAAUCGACCAAUUUAUAACGGAGUUGAAAACACGAGCUAAGUCAUGUGAAUUUGGUGAUCAAACGGACAGCAUGAUUCGAGAUCGUAUAUUAUUUGGGGUGAGUGAUAUUCGAUUAAAAGAACGAUUGCUUCGUGAAUCGUCUGAACUCACUCUUGAAAAAGCUGCAAGUUUGUGCCGAGCAGCGGAAGAAAGUGCGAAACAGCUCAAAGAGCUUCGGAAGCAAAAUGUUGAUCCAAGUAAACCGGAAGUUCACGUCGUAAAGAAACCCACUCGAGGUGAGUCGCUAUUUGAUUGUAAUAGAUGUGGAACUAAGCAUGCAGUAA
Paramuricea clavata is the source of this 2370-nucleotide messenger RNA. The record is from the annotation of a GenBank genome assembly. Lineage: Eukaryota; Metazoa; Cnidaria; Anthozoa; Malacalcyonacea; Plexauridae.